Salvelinus sp. IW2-2015 is the source of this 2243-nucleotide messenger RNA. Lineage: Eukaryota; Metazoa; Chordata; Actinopteri; Salmoniformes; Salmonidae. The record is from RefSeq and is a predicted model, not a curated record.
CAGGUGAAGACUCGUUCGUGACAUAAGAACUAAAUCAGGAAGAAGACGUCAAGAAACGUUAACUGUUUAAACGCUGGCAAGGAACUUCCGCGAUUGUCUGACGGAAUUUAGCAUGAGGGGAUUUGGCAUAGCGCGUCUGUGAAGGAAUGUGGAUUUAACUUCAGUCAACCAUCACAUCCAACUCUCAUGUCAAGUGACAUAUUUCAGGAUUUUCCCGGCAAUGCAUGUUAUUCUGGACACGAAAAAUGGUAUAUCUCAUGAUGCAAUAGUGACCGGUAUGUGACAAAUGGUCUUCCGCUUUAAUCUGGGUGUAGACAGUCUAUUGUAACUACAACAACGCUACACCAACAACAUUGGCAAAGCAGAAACAGACUGACACGGCUAAUUCCUUUGCUAUUGUGGUGAAGGUUUAGCAUCAUCAUCAUCAUCAUCAUCAUGGCUCCUCAUCCAGUGGUCCAGGCCGUCAUAGACCUCUCAGCUGGAGCGAUAGGUAGGUCUACAUCUAGACCCAAAUGGCACCCUCUUCCCCGGAGGCUACACACCAUAACGAUCUGUUUUUUUCCAAGUUUUCCAACUUGCAUUAUCCUCCAAGAGUUUCUGAAUCUGAAUACCUGUUUCCUGUUUCCUGUCAAUGUUACCUGGUGGGUCUGUAGACAGAUGGGUCUGAGAGGGCUGUACCAGGGAGCCACCCCAGCCCUCAUAGCCAACAUCGCAGAGAACGCUGUCCUUUUCAUGAGCUAUGGUUUCUGUCAGGACGUGUUGCGGCGAAUCACCGGGAUGGACCAAGCCGUAGAACUCAGUGACCUCCAGAAGGCGUGUUCAGGCUCCCUAGCGUCCAUCUUCUCCUCCCUGGCUCUCUGUCCCACCGAGCUGGUCAAGUGUCGUCUGCAGGCCAUGCAUGAGAUGGAGGCCUCCGGCAAGAUACCCUCAGGGCAGAAAAGUUCAGUGUGGUCCGUGGUUCGGACUGUGUUGAGGAAGGACGGUCCUCUUGGGUUCUACCAGGGUUUGACUACGACCGUCGUCAGGGAAGUCCCCGGGUAUUUCUGCUUCUUCGGAGCCUACGAGCUCUGUCGCACGACAUUUGCUCAGCAUCUGAGCACCGACAAGGAUGGCAUAGGUACGACGAAAGUAUUAUACACAGAACCUGUCUUCCUCUAUAUUUCUGUUCUUCCUAUAGGAGUGGCUCCUCUCUACUCAGGCCUCACUCCCACCAUGAUCAGAACCUUCCCUGCCAACGGAGCUCUCUUCUUGGCCUAUGAGCUCAGCCGUAAGGCGAUGAUGCAGAAGUUUGGAGACGUCUGAUUGGCUGAUCCCUUCUCCUCACAACGGACACGUCCUGUUUCCUCCACCAAUGCCUGCACUUUUGUUGGCAUCCCAAAAUGGAACCUUAUGUUUAAACAUUAUUUUUAAAGUCUGAAUGUAAUUUUUUUUGUAUAAAAUAUGCCUUUUGUUGUUGUUGUAGCUAUUGAAUAUGCAAGGAUAAUGCCUACAUUUGUUGAGCAGGUCACAGUUAUUUGAGAAUGUAGAGUGUGUGGUGUUCUGUAAAAACUUUAAAUAAAGUCACACACUCUAUAUUGAAUGGCUAAUCCUAACCUACCAUAUACAGUGUGAUAUUUCUCUCUUUUUAUACAGUUUACUCACACUUAGUCAGCACUUCUACAAAACAGGUUUUCAGGUGUGUGUCAGCUUAUGCUUUUUACAGUUAUUCUAUGGGACACCUAUCCACUGUGAAGGUACCGUGAAUCUACUGUGAAGUCACUGUGAAUCUACUGUGAAGGUACUGUGAAUCUACUGUAAAGGUACUGUGAAUCUACUGUGAAGGUACUGUGAAGGCACUGUGAAGGUACUGUGAAUCUACUGUAAAGGUACUGUGAAGAUACUGUGAAGAUACUGUGAAGGUACUGUGAAGGCACUGUGAAUCUACUGUGAAGGCACUGCGAAGGCACUGUGAAGGCACUGUGUAUAAUUAGAACUGUGCAUUCAUAGAGGUGUUUUACCAUUCAAACUGGUGCUGAACCACGGCAAGUUGAGAGGCACAUGGUAUUAGAUUAAGUGUAUACUCUGGUAAGCACAAUGACUUCUGAAAGACGCUGUUCUUUAUAACAAACAAAUGUAUUUAUAAAGCUCUUCUUACAUCAGCUGAUGUCACAAAGUGCUGUACAGAAACCCAGCAUAAAACCCCAAACAGCAAGCAAUGCAGGUGUAGAAGCACCAUAACAAUAAACAUUCACUAAUAACUGCUA